AGUGGAGGUGGUUGUGGAUCUGGGGACUGUGCGAACCGCUGCUGCUGAGGCGGCGGCGGUGGCGACGAGGCGGUGGCGGCGCUGCCCGCCCCGGGCUGCUCGGCCUCUCAGCUCGGCUCCCAACCUCCCCUGAGCCCGCCGGGGCCUACGCCGGCCAGCGCCUGCCCUAUGAGUGUGUCACUGAUUGUCAUCCGAUUGGAGCUCGCGGAACACUCGCCCGUCCCGGUUGGCUUCGGCUUCAGCGCGGUCGUCGGGGAAAUGUCCGAUGAGGAGAUCAAAAAGAAGACACUUGCCUCAGCUGUAGCCUGUUUAGAAGGGAAGUCUCCAGGGGAUAAAGCAGCAAUCAUCCAUCAGCACCUUGGCCGAAGGGAAAUGACAGAUGUGAUUAUUGAGACCAUGAAGUCCAACCCAGAUACAAUGGAAGGAAAGGAGUCUUCAGAAGCGUCUCUCCCUGUGCAGAAAAAUAGAGAUCAGAAUAAAGAAUGCAUAAAUGUAGCUCCUGAAUCUCCAUCCAAACAGCUUCCAGACCAGAUCUCAUUCUUCAGUGGAAAUCCUUCAGUUGAAAUAGUUCACGGUAUAAUGCACCUAUACAAGACAAAUAAGAUGACCUCCUUAAAAGAAGAUGUGAGGCGCAGUGCCAUGCUGUGUAUUCUCACAGUCCCUGCUACAAUGACCAGUCAUGAUCUUAUGAAGUUUGUCGCCCCAUUUAAUGAAGUAAUUGAACAAAUGAAAAUCAUCAGAGACUCUACUCCAAAUCAAUAUAUGGUGCUGAUAAAGUUUAGUGCACAGGCCGAUGCGGACAGUUUUUAUAUGGCAUGCAAUGGCCGCCAGUUCAACUCCAUAGAAGAUGAUGUUUGCCAGCUGGUCUAUGUGGAAAGGGCUGAAGUGCUGAAGUCAGAAGACGGUGCCAGUCUCCCAGUGAUGGACCUGACGGAGCUCCCUAAGUGCACGGUGUGUCUGGAGCGCAUGGACGAGUCCGUGAAUGGCAUUCUCACCACACUGUGCAACCACAGCUUCCACAGCCAGUGUCUACAGCGCUGGGACGACACCACGUGUCCCGUCUGCCGAUACUGUCAAACACCAGAGCCAGUAGAAGAAAAUAAAUGUUUUGAGUGUGGUGUUCAGGAAAAUCUUUGGAUAUGUCUCAUAUGUGGCCACAUAGGAUGUGGACGGUAUGUGAGUCGACAUGCGUAUAAGCACUUUGAGGAGACACAGCACACCUAUGCAAUGCAGCUCACCAACCACCGAGUCUGGGACUAUGCUGGAGAUAAUUAUGUCCAUCGACUGGUUGCAAGUAAAACAGAUGGAAAAAUAGUACAGUAUGAAUGUGAGGGUGACACUUGCCAGGAAGAGAAAAUAGAUGCCUUACAGUUAGAGUAUUCAUAUUUACUAACAAGCCAACUGGAAUCUCAGCGAAUCUACUGGGAAAACAAGAUAGUUCGACUAGAAAAGGACACAGCAGAGGAAAUUAACAACAUGAAGACCAAAUUUAAAGAAACAAUUGAGAAGUGUGAUACUCUGGAACAUAGACUAAACGACCUCCUGAAAGAAAAGCAGUCUAUGGAAAGGAAGUGCACUCAGCUAAACACAAAAGUGGCCAAACUCACAACUGAGCUCCAGGAGGAGCAAGAAAUGAACAAAUGCUUGAGAGCCAACCAGGUCCUCCUGCAGAACAAGCUGAAGGAGGAGGAGAGGUUGUUGAAGGAGACGUGUGACCAGAAAGACCUGCAGAUCACUGAGAUCCAGGAGCAGCUGCGAGACGUCAUGUUCUACUUGGAGGCGCAGCAGCAGAUCAGCCACCUGCCUGCUGAGGCACGACAGGAGAUCCAGGAGGGACAGAUUAACAUCCCCAUGGCCUCAGCCUCCAGCCCCUCCUCUUCAGGGGGCAAUGGGAAAGUGCCAUCCCGGAAGGGCCGCAAUAAGAGGGGCAAGUGACCUGCUGAGAAAGAGUCCCUGAGACUGUCCUCCUGGCACUGCAAGCGUGUGCUGGGACCUUCAGCUGAAUGGGAGGGUGGCCCCUAAUAAGUACAAGUGAGGAUCAAGCCGCAGUGUUUGGCUCUUUCAUUUGCUAGUGUGUGGUAUAGUAAAAGUAGAGGCUGCUUUCAGGAGAGCUGAUGGCAUGGGCAAUGUUUUCAAAGGUGGUAAGAGUUCACUAACCUCAGACAUUCUAAUGACCAUUUUGCCUUCCUGCUUGGUAGAUGCCCCACUUCUGCUAUGCAUUUUUCUGUUGUGUUUAUUGAGUUGGAAUAUUUGACGUUCAGUUCUCAGUAAGUUUAGACAUGAAGUUUUUUUGUAACCUCAAAGGUAAUGUUACCUAGCAGUGAAGCACUAAACCUCCCAAAGGUGAUAGCUACUGCUUUAAAGGGAGGUUCCCAGUGGCUGCUGAGGAGCUAGGAAGGUUCCUUAGCAUCAGUGUCCUAUCAUUGCUAUCCCUCCCUUCCUCUGGGGACUUGAAGGGUUGCUUGAAUGUUGUAUGAAGAGAGGCUGGGUUGUAAACGAAGUACUGGCUUGUCAUCAGCAGCCAUCUCUUCUUCCUCUGGGGCAAGCCAGGAAAAACAAGCAGCCUGGGGCAGGUUGAGUAGACCCAGUGUUGGAAAAUAGUGGCGUUCCACUUUGUUUGUUUUUGCACCUCAAAUAAGAGAGGUUUAAUGGCUACUCCAGGAUUUAAAUCUGAGUGGAUUUCCUGGCAUCUAGCAAGAAUAAGCAAGGCACUUUAUCAGCCCUGUGAAAGUGUAGAGAGAGGCUUCUGACUAGCUAAUUCUGUAUUUUGCUAGGAUCAGUAUUUUCUGAAUGUUUACAAAAGAUCAGGCUGCAUGUUCAGGUUGCAGCUAGAGGGAGCUUGGGCAGAGUUUCAGUUAUGCCUUCAAGAUAUAACCAAAGGCUGUUUUAAAUCCUGAAAUUAGAAUUUCAACAGAGCCCCCUUUAAAACAGUCAGGUAAUGUUUGUUGUGGACCAAUAGAGGUCUGUGUAUUUUCUCUUGAACCAGAAACAUCAAAUAAUUCCUAACAUGGAGAAAUGGAGCAAAAUUAAAGCAAGAUCCACAUUGGAAAUGAGCUCGUAGAAUAGGUAGCUGGUUAGGUUAGCAAGGGAUACUGUUAAAUGAUGGGUCUUGUUUUCUGCUUUAUAAUUAGCCAAAGGUUUUGGAUUUUAUUUUUAAGACUUAUUGGGGCCCAUCCCCUUUGACCUAAAUGUCUUACACGUUACUUAUUAAUACAUCAACUGCAUUGCUAAUCGCAUCCAGUUCUGUGGGAUGUGCUACAGCGUUUCUCAGAAAACCUCACCUGUAACUGAAAAAUGAAUGCACUUAGACCUUUUUACUUAGGGCACACCAACACUCCAUGGAUUUAAAUAUACAGAUAGCAUAAAGCAAGAGUGGGAAUGCAAAGCGUAACCUAAUUCUCUUUCCUAUAGAGAUUCUAUUUUAUUUAAAAUCUAUUUUUGCACUGGUUAGAAUCCUGCUGUUUUGACCAAGUACUUGUCUUGCAUGUCUGACCUUGCAGAAGCUGGGGUGGAUCGUAGCAUACUAAUUAAGAGAAUUAGAAGUACUUUGCAAAGCUUGCUGCUCCUCGUCUCAUUCUGAUCGCCUCUAUCAAGCAGCCCUGCCACCAGCUGGAGAGCAGAGUCUUUCAGCACAGGUGGAAUAAAAGCUCGGGAAGGCUGUGCCCAGAGGGAUGAGCAAAUAGGCAAAUGUUUCCAAACUACUUGAAGGUUUGAAAGAAACUUUCCAUGAAAAAAAAAAAAUCAAG
Molecule: messenger RNA, 3746 nt
Organism: Fukomys damarensis (Damara mole-rat)
Lineage: Eukaryota; Metazoa; Chordata; Mammalia; Rodentia; Bathyergidae
Gene: Brap
Product: BRCA1 associated protein
Exons: 12
Coding region: 169-1935 (588 amino acids)
Biological process (GO): protein ubiquitination; Ras protein signal transduction
Cellular component (GO): cytoplasm
Molecular function (GO): ubiquitin protein ligase activity; zinc ion binding; nucleic acid binding
Source: RefSeq, a predicted model, not a curated record